AUGUCUGAUAUCCAAGCUCUUAAGACAGUGCCAAAAACAAAACCUAACUCCCCCCCCCCCUCCGUGAGCGAACAAAAAAAAUUUUGUUCGCUCACGGAGGGGGGUUAAUUUUUUUUUUUAAAAAAAAAUUUAUAUAUAAAUUUGCAAAAAUUGGGAAGCAAAUAUUAAUUUAAUUUGCAAAAUUUAUGUUUUAAAACGCAAUUUGUUUAAAAUUAAACAGAAUUAGCUCUAGAUUUCAUUAUACUAAUUAUCACUUAUAUAUCAAAAUUUUUUUCCAUUAAAAUUUUUUCUAUUAAAAAAAUUUUUGUUCACUCACGGAGGGUGGGUUUUUGGUCAAAAAAUGGCGAUUUUUCUAAUGGUUUUGUUCGCUCACGGAGGGGGGGGGGGGAGUAGUAAGAAGAAAAAAAAGGCAAAGAAGAGGUCUCCAAUUAAGUAUAGUCGUGAUACAAUCCUUAAUUAUUUUCAAAUUUCUUAUCCUCCAAAAUUCGAAGAGGUAAAAAGUUUAGAUACUGUGACUACUCAAGAAUGCAAUCUACCUAUAUUAAAACCGACAGCAGAAAAUCUUACUGAAACAAUCCCUGAAAGGCACAUUUCAAAAGAAAGAAAAAACUCAAGUGCUGCUCCACAAAAUAACCCAAACACAAAUAAAAAUGCCAGAUCCCAACAGCGUAAAGAAACAGCUAAAGGCAAAAAAUCAAAAAAGCCGACACUUGUAGGCCAAAAGAUCAAUAUAGAUGAUAUGUUUAAUCAGUUUAAAGAGCCGAAUACAAAAAGCAAUGAAAAUGAUCCUGAAAGUCAAAAUGAAGAAUUAGUUUUCCAUGACAGCCGCAUGGAUAACUUUAUAAGGGUAAAUUUUCAGGUCCCUGCAUCAUCCAUUAUAGUGUAUCCAAAAGACUUGCUAGAAAAAAAGGUUAAGGAAGGAAAUCCAUUCGCUAAAAUCAUCCAUGAGAACAGUAUAGAAAGCCGCAAUGGCCAAAUGGAGCCUACUGAAAAUUCAAAAGCAUUUGAAAGUAUAUGAUUUUAUAAGGAUUCUUCGAAUGAAAUACAAGGACCAUUUAAUUCAUAUGAAAUGCUUAAUUGGACUAUUGCUGGGUAUUUUGAUGGGAAUUCGUCAAUUUCGUGUAUGUGUGUGGAUAAUUUUUCUAAUCUAUUGUGGUAUAAAGCGCAGCAGGGACCCAGGCAAUAUCUUCAAUAA
This is a messenger RNA of Blepharisma stoltei, 1195 nucleotides long. Lineage: Eukaryota; Ciliophora; Heterotrichea; Heterotrichida; Blepharismidae. The record is from the annotation of a GenBank genome assembly.